Molecule: messenger RNA, 1711 nt
Organism: Carica papaya (papaya)
Lineage: Eukaryota; Viridiplantae; Streptophyta; Magnoliopsida; Brassicales; Caricaceae
Biological process (GO): activation of GTPase activity
Molecular function (GO): GTPase activator activity
Source: RefSeq, a predicted model, not a curated record
GAUACUAGUGUCAACACCAACAGUUAGCCGUUAAUCAAAUCUACACAUCCCAUCUCUCUCUGCCAUCUUCUUCGCUCUUUCAUCUUCAAACUAAUAAUAAUAAUAACCCACACAAUCCAUCUCUCUUUCUUUUCGCCUCUUCCGAGAAACAAACAAGCUCAAUGGGGCAAAUUCUGUAGCAUCUGCAACUUCCUUUUUCUUUUUUCAAUGGUGAUAUAGUCAGAUUUCAAUUCACCCGCUCCCGAGCAAGAUGGCUGGUUUCAAGGAAAUUGCAGGAACUCUUAUGUGGAGAGGUGGAGGGGAGGACUUGGGGGCUUUUUAUCCAAUCAGACCAGAAUGCAAAGCAGAUACCCCAAAGACCCGCUUUAAGUCCAGGGCUGGGAAAACUCUUAGUGCAAGAAGAUGGCAUGCUGCAUUCUCUGAAGAUGGGCAUUUGGAUAUAGCAAAAGUGCUGAGACGAAUCCAACGCGGGGGUGUUCAUCCUUCAAUCAAGGGAUUAGUCUGGGAGUUCUUGUUAGGCUGCUAUGAUCCUAGCAGCACGUUUGAAGAACGAAAUCAACUCAGGCGAUUCAGGAGGGAGAAGUAUGGGACAUUAAAAGCAAAAUGCCAGGAACUGGUUCCUAUUCUUGGUAGCGGAAAGUUUCUCAUGACACCCGUCAUUGCUGAUGAUGGCCAACCGAUACAAGAUUCUGGGAAAGAUGAGGAUAUACAAGGUGUAGUAUGGCAUGUUAAAACUAUGGUUUCAGACAGGAAAGUGCUCCAGUGGAUGCUUACAUUGCAUCAAAUUGGCUUGGAUGUUAAUCGUACAGAUCGAGCUCUUGAAUUUUAUGAGAAUGAAACAAAUCAGGCAAGACUUUGGGAUGUGCUUGCUGUUUAUUCCUGGAUGGAUGAUGAAAUUAGUUAUGUUCAAGGAAUGAAUGAUAUUUGCUCUCCAAUGAUAAUUCUUCUUGAAAAUGAAGCAGAUGCCUUCUGGUGUUUUGAGCGCACAAUGCGAAGACUGAGGGAAAACUUUAGAUGCAGCACAAGCUCAAUAGGUGUACAAACCCAACUUAGUACCCUCUCGCAAAUAAUUAGAACAAUUGAUCCAAAGCUUCAUCAACAUCUUGAGGAUCUUGAUGGUGGUGAAUAUCUGUUUGCAUUUCGGAUGCUGAUGGUACUUUUCCGAAGAGAAUUCUCCUUUGUUGAUGCACUGUAUCUUUGGGAGCUGAUGUGGGCAAUGGAGUACAACCCAAACAUCUUCGCAACAUAUGAGGAACCAGAGAAGAGUACUGCCACUGCACCUGAAUUAAAUGAUAAGCAUCUGAAGCAAUGUGGAAAAUUUGAAAGAAAGUAUGUGAAGACUGGGAGUACAGAGGAGCACAGUGCACUUGCUGUUUUUGUUGUUGCAAGUGUUCUCGAGACAAAGAAUAAGCAACUUUUAAGGGACGCCAAGGGUCUAGAUGAUGUUGUGCAGAUAUUGGGGAACAUCACAGGCAAUCUAGAUGCUAAAAAGGCAUGUAAAGAGGCACUGAAGAUUCAUGACAAGUACUUGAGAAGGGCCAAGAAGUAAGAGAUUGCUUUGGGGAGUUACCUACCUGUAAUCCAAUUUUGGCUUGAAAUUUUGAUCUAAUUUUUUGCUUGAGAUCGACAUGUAUUUUUAUUAGAAUUCUGUGUCAGAGUUGUUUGUAGAAUUGGCAACAGGUGCAAUUUACUGAGGGUUUCCCAUGGCAGA